AUGAUCACCACUGCAUCAUCCAUAACUAUGAACUCUUCCCCAUACCCUUACAUGACAUCCAACAAGUUCGGAUGCAUUCCAGGAGCCAUGCAUGAGCAUGAGAGGAUUAAGUUAAAGCACGCUUCUUCCUGGAGUUUGCAAUUUAAAGCUCCAAUGAAGGUAAAUGCUACAAAAGUAGGUGCCAUAGAUUGGAGCAUGGUCGACCCAAAGAAAGAGAGUCCAAACAUGGUUUCGGAUCUUCGCGUAGAAAGAAUGAUUCAAGAUGAUUCUGUAUUCCAAGAAAUAUUUUGUAUUAGGUUAUAUGAAGUAGGGCCAGAUCAAACAGCUUCGAUAGAAACACUAAUGAACUAUUUGCAGGAAACAACAGCUAAUCAUAUGAAGAAAAGUGGAUUAAUGCAUGAUGGGUUUGGGUUUGGGUCUGAGGAGAUGUCCAAGCACAACCUAACGUGGGUGAUGGCAAAGAUCCAAAUGGUUGUGGAUCGUUAUCCAAUUUGGGGCGAUAUUGUUCAGAUGGAGACUUGGAAAGCUGCUCAUGGAAAAAAUGGCGUGUGUUGUAAUUUGACAUUGCAUGAUUGCAAAACAGGCGAGAUAUUAGUAAGAGCUUCAAGCUAUUGGGUGAUGAUGAAUACAAAGACAAGAAAGAUAUCCAAAUUUCCAAAUGAGGUUCGAGCUAAACUCGAGAAAAUCUAUGUAGAUAAGCCCCCUUUAAUCAAACAGGACACUAGAACAUGGUCAAGAAGUGAGGAAAAGAUUAAUGAACACAUUUGCAAAGGUUUAAAGCCAAGAUGGAGCGAUUUAGAUAUUAACCAACAUGUGAACAAUGUGAAAUAUGUUGGGUUGAUCCUUGAGAGUGCUCCCAAGACAAUUAUAGAGAAUUACGAGAUUCAUAGCAUGACACUAGAUUAUUAUCGAGAGUUUACAAAGGACAAUAUACUGCAAGCCUUCACUUCUAUAUUGACAAACAACAGUGAUGAAACAUCUAAUUAUGACAUUGUUGAUUGCCAACAUUUGCUUCGAUUUGACAUCGAUGAUGACAAUAGUAAUAUCAUGAAAGGAAGGACUAGAUGGCGGCUCAAACAAGGAAAGAAGUAA
Messenger RNA from Lactuca saligna, 1092 nucleotides. Lineage: Eukaryota; Viridiplantae; Streptophyta; Magnoliopsida; Asterales; Asteraceae. The record is from the annotation of a GenBank genome assembly.